Alnus glutinosa is the source of this 5116-nucleotide messenger RNA. Its product is annotated as ABC transporter C family member 14-like. The record is from RefSeq and is a predicted model, not a curated record. The coding region runs from base 351 to 4868 and encodes 1505 amino acids. Gene Ontology annotation, biological process: transmembrane transport. The transcript has 12 exons. Gene Ontology annotation, molecular function: ABC-type transporter activity; ATP hydrolysis activity; ATP binding. Gene Ontology annotation, cellular component: plant-type vacuole; vacuolar membrane. NCBI's taxonomy places the organism in Eukaryota, Viridiplantae, Streptophyta, Magnoliopsida, Fagales, Betulaceae.
GUGAUAAAUGGCCGUGAAGUCUAGCUAGCAUUAUCAUGAUUGAUGAACAAGACAACAAAUCUCUCGACUCUCUCUAGGAAUAUUUCUGGAAAUGCGUGGAGCAUCUGGGUUCCAAGGAACAUAUAUUUCUAGUGGAGCGGCUGACAAGUGACAACCAUAAACCAUUUUGCUUGGAGUCUGAACUAUGCAUUGGAAGCUUGAGGUACCUCAGGCUCAGGCCUCAGAGCAAGCUCUCUCUUGACUUUUGAGUCUUCAUCCAUUGGAGGUGAUAAGUUACUGACAACCUGAGAGAGAAGGGAGUGAGGGGAAGAAGAUUGACGAAAGUCCUGUUUCACUUGAAGUUUGUAAACAUGUCUUCAGCGUCUUGGAUCACAUCUGUCUCAUGCUUAAGCCCUGAGAUUCAAUCCUCUGGGGGCACCUCUGCUUCAAUCACAUUCCAAUGGCUAAGAUUCAUUUUCCUCUCUCCAUGUCCUCAAAGAACUCUGUUAUCUUCUGUUGAUGUCCUCUUCUUGCUCGCGCUCUUGGUAUUUGCAGUUCAAAAGCUCUACUCAAAGUUCACCGGUUUAAGCUCUGACCUCCACAAGCCCCUCAUCAGAAGCAACAGAGCUUCUCUGAGGACUUCAGCUUGGUUUAAGUUCUCUCUGAUUGUUAGUGUUCUUUUAGCUUUCUCUUACACAGUUAUAUGCAUUUUAACAUUUAGUAGAAGUACCCAAUUGCCAUGGAAGCUGGUUGAUGGGUUCUUCUGGUUAAUCCAAGCCAUAACUCAUGCUUUAAUCACAAUCUUAAUCAUCCAUGAAAAAAGAUUUCAAGCUGUUACUCAUCCUCUGUCGCUUCGAAUUUAUUGGGUUGCAAACUUCUUUGUUACUGCAUUGUUUAUGGCCUCUGGGAUUAUACGUUUGGUCUCUGUAGAAGAACCCACGGACCCCAAUUUUACAUUGGAUGAUAUAGUUUCGAUGGUUUCUUUUCCAUUGUCAGCGGUUCUUCUUCUUGCUGCAAUUAUAGGAUCUACUGGGAUCACUGUGGCUAGAGAAAUUGACCCAGUUAUGGACAUAGAAACCAAUUUAUAUGAAUCCCUUUUGAGCAAAUCUAAUGUGACUGGAUUUGCUUCAGCUUCUUUAAUAUCUAAGGCCUUUUGGCUUUGGAUGAAUCCCCUGCUGAGUAAAGGCUACAAAUCCCCUCUCAAGAUUGAUGAAAUCCCAUCCCUUUCACCGGAACAUAGAGCUGAAAGAAUGGUAGCUCUCUUUGCAUUGAAUUGGCCUAAACCACAUGAAAAAUCAAAUCACCCAGUUCGAACCACAUUGAUCCGGUGCUUCUGGAAGCAAAUCGCCUUCACUGCCUCCCUUGCAAUCGUGCGGCUCUGUGUCAUGUAUGUAGGGCCUAUUCUUAUACAAAGUUUCGUCGAUUUCACAUCCGGGAAGGGAAGCUCCCCUUAUGAAGGAUACUACCUUGUCUUGACUCUCCUUGUCGCAAAAUUUGUUGAAGUUUUAACAACUCACCAAUUUAACUUCAACUCUCAGAAGCUUGGAAUGCUUAUUCGAUCCACUCUCAUCACUUCCUUGUACAAGAAGGGCCUGAGGUUGACAUGUUCUGCUCGGCAGGCUCAUGGAGUUGGGCAGAUUGUGAAUUAUAUGGCUGUUGAUGCCCAGCAGCUGUCUGAUAUGAUGCUACAGCUACAUGCUAUAUGGUUGAUGCCUUUGCAAGUUUCCGUUGCCUUGGUACUCCUUUAUAACUACCUGGGCGCCGCGGUGAUUACAGCAGUUCUUGGAAUUAUUUGUGCUAUAGUAUUUAUUAUUAUGGGUGCCCGGAGGAAUAAUCGGUUCCAAUUCAAUGUGAUGAAAAAUCGUGAUUCAAGAAUGAAGGCGACGAAUGAGAUGCUUAAUUACAUGCGAGUGAUCAAGUUCCAGGCAUGGGAGGAAAUCUUCAACAAGAGAAUUCAAACUUUCCGUGAAUCAGAGUUUGGAUGGCUUACCAAGUUCAUGUACUCGGUCUCUGGCAAUAUUGUUGUGAUGUGGAGCACCCCAUUAUUGAUAUCAACUCUCACAUUUGCUACUGCAACUUUCUUGGGAGUUACACUUGAUGCAGGGACAGUGUUCACAACUACCACAAUCUUCAAAAUCUUGCAGGAACCAAUCAGGGCCUUCCCGCAAUCAAUGAUCUCACUUUCACAAGCAAUGAUUUCACUUGGGAGGUUGGAUAAGUUCAUGAUGAGCAGGGAAUUGAUGGAGGAUUCAGUGGAGAGAGAGGAGGGAUGGGAUGGUAGAGUUGCAGUGGAGGUUAAAGAUGGGGUGUUUAGCUGGGAUGAUGAAAAUGGAGAGGUGGCUUUGAAGAAUAUAAAUUUUGAGAUCAACAAAGGCGAGCUUACCGCGAUUGUCGGGACUGUGGGAUCUGGGAAGUCUUCUCUCCUAGCCUCAGUUCUUGGUGAGAUGCACAAGAUAACAGGAAAGGUCAGGGUUUGUGGGACAACUGCCUAUGUUGCUCAAACAUCAUGGAUUCAAAAUGGCACCAUUCAAGAGAACAUCCUAUUUGGUUUGCCAAUGGACCUAGAGAGAUACAGGGAAGUCAUUAGGGUCUGUUGCUUGGAAAAAGACAUGGAAAUGAUGGAGUUCGGAGACCAGACUGAGAUUGGAGAGCGUGGAAUCAAUUUGAGUGGUGGACAGAAGCAGCGAAUACAGCUUGCCAGGGCUGUAUAUCAGGAUUGUGAUAUCUAUCUUCUUGAUGAUGUCUUUAGCGCUGUUGAUGCACAUACUGGCUCAGAAAUAUUCAAGGAAUGUGCGAGAGGAGUUCUCAAGGACAAGACCAUUUUACUUGUAACCCACCAAGUCGAUUUCUUGCACAAUGUGGAUCUUAUCAUAGUCAUGAGAGAGGGGAUGAUAGUGCAGUCAGGAAAGUACAAUGAUCUACUAGAUUCCGGCAUGGAUUUCACAGCACUAGUAGCUGCUCAUGACACGUCCAUGGAACUUGUAGAGGUGGGCACCACCAUGUCCGGUGAAAAUUCCCCCAAAUUACCAAGAUCACCUCAAACCCCUUCCAACUAUGGGGAAGCCAAUGGUGAAAACAACUCUGUAGACCAACCAAACCCCGACAAGGGGACUUCCAAGCUCAUCAAAGAAGAGGAGAGAGAAACUGGCAAAGUGAGCUUGCAUGUUUAUAAACUUUACUGCACUGAGGCUUUCGGGUGGUGGGGUGUGGCACUAGUGCUGCUGCUGUCUCUGUUGUGGCAAGCAUCUCAAAUGGCGGGUGAUUAUUGGCUGGCAUAUGAAACUUCAGAAGAGCGUGCUACGUCAUUCAACCCUACCCUGUUUAUUUCUGUCUAUGCAAUCAUUGCUGCUAUCUCCUUUGUGUUUAUACUGAUAAGGGCCUUCUCUGUUACAUAUGUGGGGCUUAAGACAGCCCAAAUUUUCUUCACACAAAUUCUUCACAGUAUCUUGCAUGCCCCCAUGUCAUUUUUUGACACCACACCUUCGGGAAGAGUUCUAAGUCGGGCAUCAACUGAUCAGACGAACAUUGACCUCUUCCUCCCCUUUUUUAUGAGCAUGACAAUUGCCAUGUACAUCACAGUGAUCGGCAUCUUCAUUGUUACAUGCCAGAAUUCUUGGCCCACAGUAUUCUUAUUGAUUCCGCUUGCCUGGCUGAAUUUCUGGUAUCGGGGGUACUAUCUUGCAUCAUCUCGUGAAUUAACUCGUCUCGACUCGAUCACAAAAGCCCCUGUUAUCCAUCAUUUCUCAGAAAGUAUCUCUGGAGUUGUAACUAUUCGGUCUUUCAACAAGCAGGUCGGGUUUUGUGAGGAAAAUGUUAAGCGUGUUAAUUCCAAUUUACGUAUGGACUUCCACAACUAUGGAUCCAAUGAGUGGUUGGGUUUCCGUUUAGAACUGCUUGGGAGCUUGAUCCUCUGCAUUUCUGCAUUGUUCAUGGUCGUUCUACCUAGCAAUAUUAUAAGACCAGAGAAUGUUGGUUUAUCUCUCUCCUAUGGAUUGUCCCUGAAUGGUGUGCUGUUCUGGGCCAUAUAUAUGAGCUGCUUUGUGGAAAAUAGAAUGGUGUCUGUUGAGCGGAUAAAGCAAUUUACCGUUAUUCCAUCAGAACCAGCAUGGGAAAUUAAAGAUCGUGUUCCUCCUCCAAAUUGGCCUGUCCAUGGCAAUAUUGACCUCAAAGACUUGCAGGUCAGAUAUCGUCCAAACACUCCUCUGGUUCUCAAAGGCAUUACUCUAAGCAUUCAUGGGGGAGAAAAGAUCGGUGUUGUUGGUCGAACAGGAAGUGGGAAGUCGACUUUGAUCCAGGUUUUCUUUAGGCUGGUGGAACCUUCUGGAGGAACAAUAAUUAUAGAUGACCUUGACAUUUGCAUGCUAGGGCUUCAUGAUCUUAGGUCUCGGUUCGGUAUCAUUCCUCAAGAACCUGUCCUUUUUGAAGGAACAGUGAGAAGCAAUAUCGACCCAAUUGGACAGUAUUCGGAGGAAGAGAUAUGGAAGAGCCUGGAGCGCUGUCAGCUUAAGGAUGUGGUGGCCGCAAAACCCGAAAAGCUUGAUUCUUUAGUUGUUGAUAAUGGAGACAAUUGGAGUGUGGGGCAAAGGCAGCUUCUCUGUUUAGGCAGGAUUAUGCUAAAGCGCAGCAAAGUCUUGUUCAUGGAUGAGGCCACUGCUUCAGUUGAUUCACAGACUGAUGCUGUAAUUCAAAGGAUCAUUCGGGAGGACUUUGCGGCCUGUACAAUUAUCAGCAUUGCUCACAGAAUACCCACAGUCAUGGACUGUAAUCGGGUUUUAGUAAUAGAUGCAGGAUGGGCAAAAGAAUUCGAUAAACCAUCUCAGUUGCUUGAGAGGCGAUCACUUUUCGGGGCAUUGGUUCAAGAGUAUGCCAACCGCUCAUCUGGACUAUAAGACAACCAGACUGCUUUCCUACCAUCACAUCUAGGGCUGUAAGCAAGCAGAGCUAUUCGUAAACAUGUUCGGACUCGGCUCGGAUUAGCUCGGCUCGGGAUCAGUUCGUUUAUUAAACGAACAGAGCUUGAACAAAAAAUUCAGGCUCGUGUUAAUUUAGGCUCGGCUUGUAUAAGCUUGGCUCGACUCAUAUAUGCUCAUAUAACUGUAUUUGUAUUAUUUUUAUAAUAAUAUUUUUAAUUUUGUAA